AAUCCAUCAGAAAGAGUUGGAUCAGGCAGCAAAGGGCUGUAAAACCUCCUCUACUUGUGGUCAUACUGGGGCUGGCCACCAUACAGGGAUUCUUCCCAUCCUGCCUGUGAAAGUGAAAAGUKCAAAGGGAACUAAAAUCAUUAAAACAAAUGCUUUUCUGGAUCCAGGGAGCACUGAUACAAUCUGCUCUGAAAGACUUAAUGAACUCAACAUUCAAGGUCGAAAGACUCAGAUUCAUCUCCGGACAAUSGGUCAGAGUAAAACAAUGACAACCUCUAUCAUUAAAGGGCUGGAGAUUUCAGAAAUAAACGGAAGCCAUUUCUAUCAGCUUCCYGUUGUGUUUACACAAAAGGAAAUGCCUGUCUCCACCGACAACAUCAUCAGUGAGGAGGAACUGUCUAAAUGGUCGUACUUAAAGGACAUCAGCUAUCCUCGCAUACAUGCAGGUGUAGACCUACUAGUGGGAACCAAUGCAUCYAAAUUAAUGGAACCUUGGGAGGUGGUUAAUAGUCAGGGUGAAGGGCCCUAUGCAAUCAGAAGCCCCUAGGAUGGGUUG
Molecule: messenger RNA, 556 nt
Organism: Austrofundulus limnaeus
Lineage: Eukaryota; Metazoa; Chordata; Actinopteri; Cyprinodontiformes; Rivulidae
Source: RefSeq, a predicted model, not a curated record